UUAACCUUGGAUUAUCCUUUACAGCAUGUUUGGUUCAAUGUAAUGGCUAUGCCAUUACAACCCUAUUCCGUGGGCCCACUCUAAACACAUGUUUGGUUCAAUGGAAUGCCCUAUUACGGGCUUAUUCCAUUACAUGCCUAUGCAGUAAAUUGUCUAAUUUCUAUUCUGUUUCCUCACCACCGAUUACAGAUUCGGUGUUUAAGGAACCCUUCACGCUCCCCACUUUGCCCUCAGUUCCUUCUAUAUCCCUCACUUCCAGUUUUUCCGUCAUUUUUUUUCUGCUUUCUUUUUCUUUCUCUCAAUAGAGUUUUUCUUUUCCUUUCUUCUGUUUCUUUUCUUUAUCUAUACCAUCGAUUGUUGGAAAGAGCAAGAGGGUUCUUAGAGGGGGAUUGAAAUCUAAAUCGAAAACUGAAAAUGUUGAGGGUAAACCGAGUGAUAUACCAGGCACGAGCUUCGAUUUCAAAUUGCCAAUACCUCCUAAGUCAUGACCCAAAGAUUUUCCCUUCCCCUCCUUAACAUUUCGCUUAAAAAUCAUCCAUUCGCUUCUUCGAUAUUUUCAAGCUUGCAAGCAAGGAAAAAAUCGAGAAAGAACGGGCAAGACUGGCAGUGCUGAUGAAUUGAAUAGAGGAUAUUUUGAUGAUAUGUCUGAGCUAAAACAACACGGUGGUAAGAUUGCACUGGCAAAUAAGAUUCUAAUUCGAAAUGCAGUAAGGAAGUUUCCUGCCAUGAAUGUUAUAUAUUCUGAUGGUAGAAAAUCAAAGCUGCCGAUUGUUUUUUAUGCAAGUGGCGUUGAUGCUAGCAAUUUGGUUGUCCCUGAAGCAUCUUUAGUUUGUCUAUCCUUUAGAGCAAACUCUCAGGCUAUGGUAGAUUCUUGGAGCAAGCCUUUUUAUGACGCCUUUAGUGAGUCCAAGAGCGUGCAGCUAUAUGAGGUAAUAUGGAGAAUGAAGUCAAAGAAACACUUGGAAACGGUUUCACUAGCAAUUCUGCUUCGCUAGAGGUAUGUAUCAGACACGCUCAUGUUUGAAUACAUGUAUCAAACACAAGUAUUUAAGGAAGAAGAAAAGAAGCCCUUUAUUCUAUAUAUCCUUAUUGAUAAAUAGAAAUACAAUUUUGUUUUCUCCAAAA
Messenger RNA from Gossypium arboreum, 1125 nucleotides. RefSeq lists its product as uncharacterized. The record is from RefSeq and is a predicted model, not a curated record. Gene Ontology annotation, cellular component: mitochondrial inner membrane. Bases 642 to 995 code for a protein of 117 amino acids. NCBI's taxonomy places the organism in Eukaryota, Viridiplantae, Streptophyta, Magnoliopsida, Malvales, Malvaceae. Gene Ontology annotation, biological process: mitochondrial proton-transporting ATP synthase complex assembly. The transcript is spliced from 7 exons.